CCGCAAGUCCGCACUGCACUCCGCCACUCCCCCAAUCCCCAGCAGCCUCCUCCAACCCACGAGGCCACGAGAGAGAGAGAGAGAGGCAGAGGCAGCCGCUGCCCCGGAGCCACGCCUCCCCUCGCCUCAGACCCGCGGCUGGUGCUCGCUCGCCGGCGGCGGAGCGCCGGGGCAGGUAAGCCGGCCCCCCCGUGCCCGUCCUUCGGAAGUGUCUCUGCAGCAGAGGAGGACACGCUGCUGACAGUGUGCGUAACCUCCCCCCACCCCCGUCCAACCCCAUGACCGAUUUAUGAUCCGGUGAUCCACUGCUAUCAUUACUGCCCUAUUUUGCUGGCUGCAGGCUUGUGAUAAUGGACAACCUUGGGCAUAGAGAAAAUGGCAGGCAAAGGCCUGAGCAAUAUAAAGCGCUUCAUACUCAGUGGAUGAUACCUCAAAGGCAGCUAAAAGACCAUCAAAGUAUGAAUCUCCUGGCACUGAUGAAUGAGAAGGACAGUGCCAUCCGAGAAAGGGACCAUGCUCUCGCUGAGAAGAAAGCAGCUAUAGCUGAGCGAGAUAUGGCAUUCGCCCAGCGGGAUGCUGCAAUGGCUGAACGGAAUGCUGCAAUAGUGGAGAGGGACAACGCCCUAGCUGCACUCGAACUCGCCCGUACAAAUGGGUUUAAUAUGAAUAGUGGGAAUGGAUUUCACCAAGGACCUCCUCUCAAUGGAACAAAGAACAUCCAUCACCAUGACCAUCUGUCUCAUGUCCAAACAUCCCCGCUGCAGCUGGCCAAUUCUCCAUAUGACCAUGUCAGGGAGAUGCACAUAUCAGAAGCAUACCCUAUCGCAACAGCUCCCGCAAGUGUUGGGAAGGCUAAGAAGCCAAGGAAGAGCAAUUCUCAAGCUUCUCCAUCGAAGAGGCCAUCAGGUGUACUCCGAAAAACCAAGAAAGCAACCAGCGACUGGAAGAAUGCGGGGACUACUGGUGGAGCAGGAGAUUCAGCCCGCGCUUCUGUGAUGAAGAACGAGUGGAAGGACCAGGAUCUCGGCCUGAACCAGGUGGUGUUCGACGAGUCAACCAUGCCCGCGCCUGCCUGCUCAUGCACAGGGGAGCUCCACCAAUGCUACAAAUGGGGCAGUGGUGGGUGGCAGUCGUCUUGCUGCACCAUGAACAUGUCCAUGCACCCGCUCCCGGUGAUGCCCAACAGGCGCCACGCUCGCAUGGGGGGAAGGAAGAUGAGCGGGGGCGCGUUCGCGAAGCUGCUCAGCCGGCUGGCAGCAGAAGGUCAUGACCUCUCGACUCCGGUGGACCUCAAGGACCACUGGGCCAAGCAUGGCACGAACCGGUACAUCACCAUCCGGUAGCCAGCCGGCGGCCACGUUGAAGCCUGAGCCUGGAAGGGGGGAGAGAUCACACAAACGUCGCCUUGCCCUGCAUCCCCUAAACCCUCUCUUUUGCUAUGCUCUGUAAUGCCAUUGGUUUGUAGUGGAUGGAGCACUUCUGCGUUCAUGAAACCACAGCGUUGUAGGUUCUCCCCUCCAUUGUGCUGGACUAGUAAACUGUGCUCGCGAGCUGGAGUGCUGAAGUCCGCGAGAAUCCAUGUGUAAUUGUAGCUCAGAAGUAUUCGUCGCGUGAUAGCUGUACAGUUUGACAUCUGGAUUCGAGUCGAGUGGUGGUAGUUGAAGGUCUACUGUAUAUAGUUGGCUUCAGUAUCAUGGCCGCCGUUGAUCUGAAGCCGACGUUCCAGAAAUCCAGACAGAUACACAAAAAAGGUGGUGUCUGCUGCUGAAUUAUUCGCAGAACUAUAGUCUCUAGGAUACCCAGAAACAGAACUCGCAAAUCUGAAGUUGUUCAGAAAUGAGAAUCUAAAGUUUUUUUUA
Molecule: messenger RNA, 1859 nt
Organism: Zea mays
Lineage: Eukaryota; Viridiplantae; Streptophyta; Magnoliopsida; Poales; Poaceae
Product: BBR/BPC transcription factor
Exons: 3
Coding region: 351-1343 (330 amino acids)
Biological process (GO): response to ethylene
Cellular component (GO): nucleus
Molecular function (GO): DNA-binding transcription factor activity; sequence-specific DNA binding
Source: RefSeq, a predicted model, not a curated record